AUGGCCGCUGAUGGGGACCUCAAGGAGCAUGCGCUUAACAGUUCGCACGACUUCUACGAUCUACUGGGCGUGCCAUCAACCGCGAACGACUCCGAGAUCCGCCGUGCAUACCGCAAGACAGCCUUAAAGUACCAUCCUGAUAAGGUUGGCGCAAGCGAUUCGGCGGCUCUUGAAAAGUUCCAUCUGCUGCAAAUCGCAUACGAUGUUCUACUUGAAUCCGAUGUACGGCAAUUGUAUGACAAUGCACGCCGUGCGAGGGAAGAGAAGAAGGAGCGAGAGCAGGCAUAUGAAGGCCGAAGGCGGCAGAUGAAAGAUGACCUUGAGCGAAGGGAGAAUGCUGGAGUCGCCGGACUGAAGCGGAAGAGGGAGGAGGCGAAUGAAGAGGAGGCAUUCCAAAGGGAGCUGAAGAGGUUGGCUGCGGACGGUGCGAGGCGAAGGAGGGAACGAGAAGAACAGCUAAGGAAAGAGGCGCUGGAGGAAUUCGAGCGAGAGAAUUCAGAGCUCAACGGAGUCGGCCCGGAUGCAGAUCAACAGUCGACACCUGCAAAGGCGAGACAGACUGGAACCGAGGAUAUCGACCGGACCGUUACUUUGAGGUACCCAGCAGAUACGAAGGGUGCCUCAAGUGAGCAACUGAGCAAAGAGGAGCUCAUCUCACGGUUCAGCCGGUUUGGCAAAAUUGAAGACGCAGUCUUGCGAGAUAAGAAGCUCAAAGGCGAAGGCGAGAAGCAUCGAAGAGAAUACACCACUGCGAUCAUCGUGUUCAAAAGUAUAGUCGGAGCUCAUGCUGCCGUGACAGACGUGCCCAUAUUAGCGAGCAGCGCAGAAGGCGCGAACUGGAGGGUGUUCGAAAAUGUCACAUGGGCAAGUGGACGAGAGCCCGAUUGCAUACCGAAGAUCAAGAGUGCAGGCACACCAAAGACCAACGGCAGCGCUCCACGAGAGGUAUUCACCGGCGCAGCACCUACAACGCCGAUACUGAACAAGAUCAAGGAUGCUGAUGUUGGAGGAGGUGGUCUGAGGAAAGUGCCAUCGUUCGGCAGUUUCAAAGGAACGCCAAAGGCAUCAGCCCAGACCUCAACGCCUUGUGGGGUGGGUAGCCCCAGUAUGGAAGAGCUGACGAUGAUUCGCUUGAAGAACGCGGAGAGGAGAAGGCUCGCGGAGAAGCUGAGAAAGGAAGAAGCUGAAGCUGAAGCCGCGGAAGCAGAAGAGAAGACCGCGUAA
Zymoseptoria tritici IPO323 is the source of this 1224-nucleotide messenger RNA. RefSeq lists its product as uncharacterized. NCBI's taxonomy places the organism in Eukaryota, Fungi, Ascomycota, Dothideomycetes, Mycosphaerellales, Mycosphaerellaceae. Gene Ontology annotation, biological process: spliceosomal complex disassembly. The transcript has a single exon. Gene Ontology annotation, cellular component: spliceosomal complex. The record is from RefSeq and is a predicted model, not a curated record. The coding region runs from base 1 to 1224 and encodes 407 amino acids.